Molecule: messenger RNA, 3516 nt
Organism: Blastomyces gilchristii SLH14081
Lineage: Eukaryota; Fungi; Ascomycota; Eurotiomycetes; Onygenales; Ajellomycetaceae
Exons: 2
Coding region: 878-1549 (223 amino acids)
Source: RefSeq, a predicted model, not a curated record
CGGCCAAGCCCCUUUGGAGCAGGUAUUGUAACUCUGUACUCUGUACUCGGCAGGUACUUGCUGUUUGGUGGGAGGCGCCCUACAGAGCCAGGUCACUCCUCACUUACUUUGAUUGUUGUUGGUUCCUCCUAGUCCUUGGGAGGAAUCGUAUCUACUCCGUACCCAGCAGGUAUCCGUUGUAGGGGGUGCUGGGCGGGGAGACACCAGCGAGUGACUUUGGUGCUACAAGGCUACAAACUCCUUACCAAGCCGCCGCCGCCGCUUCUCCUCUGGCCCGAACGACGCCCAGCACGGCAGUCACCUGACCGGCUUUUCUUCCCUUCCCAUUCCCUUUGCUUCCACACCGACUCUUUUUUCUUCUUCUCCUCCUUGUCUCAUUUUCUCUCUCCUCCUCCUCUUAACUUCCCUCUCCUCUCCUCUCCCAGCCUCCGAUCUGCUUUUUGCCGCUUCCCAUCCCAACCUCAACUUAACCGUUUCUUUGUGUAUUCUUCUGCUGCUUCUUCUUCUUCUUCUUCUUCUUCUUCUACUUCUUCUUCUUCUACUUCUUCUACUUCUUCUACUACUACCUUUAUUCGAUAGUUAAUCAUCCUCUUCUUCUCUUUAAUUCUUCUGUGUUGUGUGUGUUGUCAAUCACAGAUCAACGUUCCGACUCCUCGCCCCUCCCACACAACAACGGCACUCCACAACCACCACCACCAACAACAACGGCUUCCCCCAACACCCAGCAAAAAUCCAUCUUACAUCAACAAGCCCUACUGAUCGAUCUGCCUGCUACUAUACCAUUCGAGGCUUUACUGGCUAAUAAACGAAUUUCCAAUUCGCUCUUCCUGGAUGUAAUCUCGUUGUUCAGCCUGUAACCAAUCACAGCCACAACACCAUGUCGUCCUAUUUCUUCUCGCCACAACAGCACCACCAUGCUGCCAGCCAGCAUCAAGCACUCCACCAUCACCAGCAGCAGCAGCAGCAACAACAACAACAUCAACAACAGCAGCAGCAGCAUCCUCCUCCUCCAACUUCUCACACAGCCGCCUCCGCGUCCAAUGCUCACCACGGUAGCGGCGGUGGUGGCCGUCGCAGAGGCCCCAAGAUGUCUGGACACAAUAAUCCCCAGAGGCAGUUCCGUGGCGUCAAGAGCAUGAGGGAGCUGGCUGAGGCCCCCGCUAUAACCGCCUUCCGCGCGCGGUUCGAGGCUGGCCGUUCCUUUGAUCUAGACGAUGACCUGGAGUUUUGUCCCGGUUUGUUGACUGAGGAUGAUCUCCAAUCCAUCCAUUCCUAUGCUUCAGACCGGUCCUCCCUCGCCAGCAUCUCGCCAGACUCCUCCCCACUCCAACAUCAGAUCCAACCUGCUCAACAGGUCACACCAUCAAUCUCCCUAUCCCCCGCCUCCCUCAACAAGUCCUCUGUGUUCUCUUCUGCUUUCGGUAACAGUCUUCAUCACAUGAAGCUUCACCAGCCCUCUGCGGUCCGUACUAGGAAUGCUAUUCCCAUCGUCAAUCCAAGUACGGGCAUGCGGGUCUCAAGUCCACCAGGCAGCCAACCGAGAUGGUAGUUACUCCAGAGAAAGACAAGACAAGAAAAAAAAAUAUCAAAGGAAAAAAAAAUCGAUAAAAACAGCCACCAAUUCAUCUCUCCGUCCGCUCAGUCGAUCAUGCCAUUUACGCCAAUCAUUUGUUCAUUCAUCCAUCCAUCCAUCUUCCUUUCUUUCUUUCCUCGAUUCCUUCGUUGGCUCUUCUGUCCGUCUUGUGUGUGUCACCUCGAUAUCCAGCGAGCCUUGAGAAUCCGGCCCUCUUGUUCGUUAGUAACCUACGCUUCCUUGGUCCCGACCGGACCCCACUCCGAACCCUCUACUCUGUUAACGACCUAAUUCCUCUCUGCUUCAUUUGCGAAAACGAACAAGAAAACGAGAACAGUGUCGCCGUUCGAUCGAAUCCUAGUAUAUAAUUUUGUUUACUAUUGUUUCUUAUCGACCCCGACUACGAUUGCGACCAAACACCCAUCGUCAUCGUCGCCGUCUCCUAACUUUUUAAACCUUUCUCUUUGUUUUAUCUGACGUUUUCCGGAUCAUCCUGGUGAUAACCAUGUACCAUCCUCACGAUUUUAUAAACCCGGAUAUUUCUUUGGUUUUUACUUUACUUUCUUUUCUUCUUUGGAAAGCGACGGCGUCCUGCGGAGCGGAAUUCCCCCUACCUUUUUUCUUAACCUUCUAAUAUAUACAUACUUUCACACACCUCUUCCCGGACGGAGCGAACCAAGGAACGCCAAAAUACGAAAAAAAACAAAAGCAAAUCUCACUGGUCUUGCGAAGAAAGGAAAAAAAAGGUGUCUUUUGGUUAAUUUAAAAAGGGCGCCAUAUCAUGAUGACAUACAUAUAUAGAACCAUCGACCAGCGAAAACGUUUAUUUAUUGGCAUCGAGUUUUUCUUAUCAUUUUGUCACAUAUAUAUCCAUUUUCAUUCUGUCUAUGGAGAGAAAGAAUGGAUGGAAUUUGGGAGGAUGGAAUUGGCAUGAUUUUACGAGUGUUGAGAGCGGAGUUUUGAUUUUUGUUUUGUUUUAUUUUUAUUUUUAUUUUCUCAUCUUGUCUUACCUCUUGACUGACUGAUCAUCUUUCGUUGCGUCUGGUUUUCCUUCUGAACCUUUUUGUUUAUUUUUCACAUUUUUCGCAUCUUUUGUAUCUUUUUUUUUUUUUUUGAUCCUUUAUUUUGCACCAUAUACACACCUCCUCUACUACGGAUUUUGGAUCCUUGGGAACUUGGAACUCGGGGUUUAUUUUUGGCUUUGGGUCGGCGUGUAUGUUGAUGUUGGGUGAGGGUUUUUUGUCGUGUCACUGAACUGGGCUGGACCGGCUGGGUGGUGCAUGUGUGCAUGUUCUGAUCUGUUGUUGCAUGGCAAAAAGCCUCCUUUUCCUAACUGCAUUCUGAUAUCCAGAGUUUAUUAUUUGUCAUCGGGUUGGGUUUUUUUUUAUUAUUUUUUAUUUUAUAUACAUACAUACAUAUUUUCUUGUUUUCGUCCUGGGCUGGUUGGUGAGGGGGGGUUGCUUUUGUUUGGGUAUAUAUACUCCGUAUAUAUAUAUAUAUGGCUGCUGGUGAGGGCCACGCAAUUGGUUUAUAUUGUCUAACAUGGUCAAUCUACGGGGGUUAAAUUCCUGUCCUGUUGUUGAUGUGUGUUAGCGGGAACUGUUUUGGUUGGAUGAAUCGUAUAUAUUGUUAAAUACAUACAUGUUCUUAUUUUUAUUUGAUGAGUUUUUAUUUUUUCUAUUUUUCUAUAUAUAUAUUUUAUUUUCUCCAUCUAAAUGUUAUGAUGUCCUUUUUCAAUAUCUAUUGGCAAAAGAUAAGAGAGACACUGGAAAUGUUUGCAUGAGAAAUUAACAAUAUGGUGGGCGAGGGAGGUUAUACUACGUUUUUAUAUUCUAAGAUUGUGAAAAAUAAAAUGCAAUCAAGGGGGUAGUAAAGUAAUUAGGCAUUUUAAAGAUAACAACAAACUAUGCAACCUCCUAUUUCCAUUUCUUUUUAUUAACACA